Molecule: messenger RNA, 1487 nt
Organism: Aspergillus vadensis CBS 113365
Lineage: Eukaryota; Fungi; Ascomycota; Eurotiomycetes; Eurotiales; Aspergillaceae
Product: WD40 repeat domain-containing protein
Exons: 1
Biological process (GO): G protein-coupled receptor signaling pathway
Cellular component (GO): cytoplasm; heterotrimeric G-protein complex
Molecular function (GO): protein binding; signaling receptor complex adaptor activity
Source: RefSeq, a predicted model, not a curated record
GUUCCGUCAAGAUGGCCGACAUGUCCGGCGAACAGAUGCAGGCUAAGAUUACCGCGGCUAGGCGCGAAGCUGAAGGCCUGAAGGACAAGAUCAAGCGCAGAAAGGAUGAGUUGGCCGAUACAACUCGUACGCAUCCCUCUUUUUCCCUUUCGCAUCUCAUGGCCUCUCCUCGCAAUGGGGGACAACCAGUCGUCGUUGUACUCAUGAUUGGUCGUGUGUUUCGAUUUGCUGACUCUGGUUCCUUCUCUCCCCCCCAACAGUCCGUCAAGUCGCGCAGAACCAAACUGAAACCUUGCCUCGUAUUGGUAUGAAGCCCCGGCGGACGCUCAAGGGACAUUUGGCCAAGAUCUACGCCAUGCAUUGGUCGACCGACCGUCGUCAUCUCGUCUCCGCCUCUCAGGACGGAAAGCUCAUCAUCUGGGACGCCUACACCACGAACAAGGUCCAUGCGAUCCCGCUGAGGUCAUCAUGGGUGAUGACCUGUGCCUAUGCCCCAAGUGGAAACUACGUCGCCUGCGGUGGUCUCGACAACAUUUGCUCGAUCUACAACCUCUCCUCUCGCGAGGGUCCGACCCGUGUCGCGCGUGAGCUCUCCGGACACUCCGGCUACCUCUCUUGCUGCCGGUUCAUCAACGAUCGCAGAAUCAUCACGUCUUCCGGCGACAUGACUUGCAUGCUGUGGGAUAUCGAAUCGGGCUCGAAGGUUACUGAAUUCGCUGAUCACCUUGGCGACGUGAUGUCGAUCAGCAUCAACCCGACAAACCAGAACGUUUUCGUUUCGGGCGCCUGCGAUGCCUUCGCCAAGCUGUGGGAUAUCCGUACCGGAAAGGCGGUGCAAACUUUCGCUGGACACGAAUCCGACAUCAACGCCAUCCAGUUCUUCCCCGACGGAAACGCUUUCGGAACCGGUUCCGACGACACCUCCUGCCGUCUGUUCGACAUUCGUGCGGAUCGCGAACUCAACACCUACCAGGUAAUGCUGACAAUAUGUCUGGCGAAUUCAUCUGUAGCUGACGAAUGAUGUUUCCAGAGCGACCAAAUAUUGUGCGGUAUCACCUCCGUUGCCUUCUCCGUCUCUGGCAGAUUGCUUUUUGCUGGUUACGAUGACUUCGAGUGCAAGGUAACACCUGAAACCGCCCACAUUAGUUGUAAUAUAGGACCACCGGCUGAUCAUGUUAUACCUGCAGGUCUGGGAUGUUCUGCGCGGAGACAAGGUUGGAUCCCUGAGUGGUCACGAGAACCGCGUAAGCUGCUUGGGAGUCAGCAACGAUGGCAUCAGCUUGUGCACUGGAUCCUGGGAUUCUCUGGUAAGCUUAGCAAGAGCAUCAUUCUGGUUGACUGGGCUGUGCAGCAUACUAAUCAUCUUCCGUCUUACAGCUCAAGGUCUGGGCUUGGUAAAAAAGCAAAACGAACAAAAACAGCAAAGAUACCCUGUCUCAGUCUUUUGCGACGUCCUCAUUCCAAGUUUCUUUUUUCCUUUUUCUGCG